Molecule: messenger RNA, 1322 nt
Organism: Alexandromys fortis (reed vole)
Lineage: Eukaryota; Metazoa; Chordata; Mammalia; Rodentia; Cricetidae
Gene: Scnm1
Product: sodium channel modifier 1
Exons: 7
Coding region: 704-1273 (189 amino acids)
Biological process (GO): RNA splicing
Cellular component (GO): nucleus
Source: RefSeq, a predicted model, not a curated record
GCCAUCUCCUCGAGAUGCCAAGACCUACGGUCACAACUGAGGAAAGCUUGGCUCCGUGGCCAACAGUGAGAGCCUAACGCAAGGAAUAGAGAUUCAGGGAAUUCCUUUUCCGUUCUCUCGUUUCUCUUCAGUCUCCUCGCUCUCGAGAGACUACAUCGGUCUUCCUCCUCUUUCUGCUGCUUACCGAGCGAGCACGGGGUCACAGCCCGUACCCGAAGAAGGUUGCCAGACCGGUUACAUCUCUCCUUCCUCAAGCCCCUUACUCAUAAAUAUCUUGCCUGAGUUGUCAGUCGCUGCCCCCCUCGACUUUCGACGCCCCCCUCCAACUCCUCGCAAGCCUGAUCUCUGACCUCUGAACCCUAGACUCCCUCACCAACACGCUUCCCUCAGUGUGCCCCCACCUCCCGCAGCCAGGCCGCCGGGAGCGCCCCCAUCCUCUCGGCUCCAAAUCAGGCCCACCCAGGUGGGUUGUGGCUGCGGGCGCUGAGCCUGAGGAUUGCGAGAGUUCGCAGUACACAGUCCACUGAGACUCCCGAAGCCUCACUCCACAUCGGGGUGUCCCACCCCGAAACGCCGGCUCCGCAUUCAGGCUCCUGGUCUCCAAAUACCUGGAUCCUUCGAGAUGCGCGGGCCUGUAUUCAGGUGAACGAAACGACGGGUUGGAGACUUGCUGGCCAGCUACAUCCCAGAGGAUGAGGCGCUGAUGCUGCGGGAUGGACGCUUUGCGUGUGCCAUCUGCCCCCAUCGCCCAGUACUGGAUACCCUGGCCAUGCUGACUGCCCACCGUGCAGGCAAGAAGCAUCUGUCCAGUCUGAAGCUCUUCUAUGGCAAAAAGCAGGCAGGCAAGGAAACAGAGCAAAAUCCAAGGCAGCAGAAAGACCUGAAGACAGAAACCAAAGCUGAGGCGCCUUUGCUAACCCAGACCCGAUUGAUCACGCAGAGUGCUCUGCACAGAGCUCCCCACUAUAACAGCUGCUGCCGGAGGAAACACAGACCGGAAGCCCCUGCUCCCUCUGUCUCCAGUUCUCCUUUGCCAGCCCCAGAGGUUGGACUCCAGAGUGCAAAGACCAAUAGGGAACCCGAACCUAAUGCAGGAUCGCAUGCCAAAGAGUCAUCUGCUCCCAUGAGCCCCACAAAACGACGAAUUCUGAACCAUUACCUUACCCUUCGAAGCUCGGGAUGGGUCCCAGAUGGACAAGGCCGAUGGAUAAAAGAUGAGAAUGUUGAAUUUGACUCGGAUGAGGACGAGCCCCCUGAUCUCCCCGUGGACUAACAACCCCUCUACCCAUUUCUUCCACAGAUAAACUGUAGUUGUUCUGGGA